AUGGCUUGGAGAAACAUUUGCCUUCCUAAGCAUGAAGGGAAGGACAUUUGGGAAUGCAAGGUGAAUAAAGAUUACUCUCUCUUACUUAAAAAGGUGUUGGAAAUUAGGGAUAGUAUCUUGGGAGUUGAAGGCAUGCUCCAGGCCGAUAUGGACAAACUGCUUUGUUGGACGGAGACUGGGAAUUUUUGCAUCUCGACUGCCUAUGGUUUCUUCAAGCCGAAGGGCACUAAGGUUGUAUGGGUAGCGACUAUUUGGAAUACAUCCAUUACUCCUAAGCAUGCCUUCAUUCUUUGGUUGGCUGUUCAGACCAAACUCCUUACCAAGGAAAAAAUUCAGUAUUUGGAUUUAGACCGUAGAUGUGAACUUUGUGGAUUAACGGAGGAGACAGUACAACAUCCAUUUUUCUCCCGUCCUUUCAGUAGUUCUAUUUGGGGAAUAAUUCGAAGGUGGUUGGCCAUUACAUGUACAAUGUCCACCUUGCCGAGUGCAAUGAAAUGGAUGAGAAAGGAGGCACAGGGAAUGACUUGGUAA
Messenger RNA from Olea europaea var. sylvestris, 531 nucleotides. RefSeq lists its product as uncharacterized. Lineage: Eukaryota; Viridiplantae; Streptophyta; Magnoliopsida; Lamiales; Oleaceae. The transcript has 2 exons. The record is from RefSeq and is a predicted model, not a curated record. Bases 1 to 531 code for a protein of 176 amino acids.